Molecule: messenger RNA, 1856 nt
Organism: Medicago truncatula (barrel medic)
Lineage: Eukaryota; Viridiplantae; Streptophyta; Magnoliopsida; Fabales; Fabaceae
Product: protein trichome birefringence-like 2
Exons: 5
Coding region: 149-1729 (526 amino acids)
Cellular component (GO): Golgi apparatus
Molecular function (GO): O-acetyltransferase activity
Source: RefSeq, a predicted model, not a curated record
UGAAACAGUUGUCACACUAUACAACUUAGUGAACUAGCUCCUUCAAUAAGGACACAGUACUCUAAGCCUUGAACAAGCACAUGAUUCAACCUCUAAGGUUUUUCAUUGUUCACACAACCCAAGAUUGCAUGCAUGUACUUUUUUCACAAUGGAUUCAAAUAGAUUCUCAUUCUCAGAACCAUUUCUAAAAACUAGAAGAAAAUUAUUUUCUGAAUUUAGUUUAUGUGUUGGUGCUUCUUUGCUUUUAUGUUCUCUUUUUUUCCUUAGUAAUUCCCUCAAAGUUCCUAAAAAUUCAGUCUUUCUUCCAGUUUUCAACAAUUCUAACACUAAUUCUUCUUUUGUUUCACACCCCUUUUCUUUUAAUAGUACUAAUCACUCUUGUGUUUAUUUGAACAAUGCUUCUGAGAUUUCUCUUAAGAGAAUUGAAGAAGAAAGUGUUAUUGUUGGUAGAAUUAGUGAAGUAAAUGUGUCAAGUGUUGGAGUUGAAAAGAAAAAUUCUAGUUUUGUAAGUCCUAAUGUGAAGAACAAUGUGAAUGUGACCAAUGAUGCUUCAUACAAUGGAAAUACUAGUAUUGUAGAGGGAAGGAAUGAAGAUUUGGUUAGGGAUAAGAAUGUAACUUUAAUCACUCAUAGUGAUGAGCAAGUGGAGAAAAUGAAUGUUGGUAAUUUAUAUGAUAAAUGUGAUAUCUUUGAUGGAAAGUGGGUAAGAGAUGAUUCAAAGCCAUAUUAUCCUUUAGGUUCUUGUCCCUUCAUUGAUAGAGAUUUUAAUUGUCAUCUUAAUGGGAGGCUUGAUCUUGAAUAUGUAAAAUGGAAGUGGAAGCCAAAUAAAUGUCACAUUCCAAGUUUGAAUGCAACUGAUUUUCUCGAGAGGUUGCGCGGGCAGAGGCUGGUUUUUGUCGGAGAUUCAUUGAACAGGAAUAUGUGGGAGUCCCUUGUUUGUAUCCUUCGACAAAGCCUCCGGUACAAGAAACGUGUUUUUGAAAUUUCAGGGAAAAGGGAGUUUAAAAAGAAAGGUGUCUAUGCUUUUAGAUUUGAGGAUUACAAUUGUUCAGUGGAUUUUGUUGCUUCACCAUUCCUUGUUAGAGAAUCAACUUUCAAAGGAAAAAAUGGUUCAUUUGAGACAUUAAGAUUGGAUUUGAUGGAUCACACAACUUCAAGGUAUCAGGAUGCUAAUAUUAUAGUCUUCAAUACAGGCCAUUGGUGGACACAUGAGAAAACAUCAAAAGGAGAAGAAUAUUAUCAAGAAGGAAACCAUGUAUAUCCAAGACUCAAAGCUUUGGAUGCUUAUAUGAGGGCUUUGACCACAUGGGCUAAAUGGGUUGAUCGAAAAAUUAACGCCAAUCAUACGCAGGUUUUCUUCAGAGGAUACUCAGUUACUCAUUUCUGGGGUGGACAAUGGAAUUCAGGUGGACAGUGCCACAAAGAAACCGAGCCAAUAUAUAAUGAAACUUACUUACAAAAGCAUCCUUCAAAAAUGCGAGCGCUAGAGCAUGUCAUCCAAAAUAUGAAAACCGAAGUCAUAUAUAUGAACAUAAGUAGACUUACAGAUUACAGAAAAGACGGACAUCCUUCAGUAUACCGAAAAGAUUACAAGACAUCAAUGAAGCAGAACUCUUCUUCGCUAUACGAAGAUUGCAGCCAUUGGUGUUUGCCUGGAGUACCAGAUACUUGGAAUGAAUUGUUAUAUGUUUCUCUCUUAAAAUAUGGAAAGGGAACUUGGAAAAUCUGAGGUGAAUUUCUUAUAAUCAUUCGACAAACCGGAUUCUGAUUCUUCAUGCAUUUUCCAUUAGUGUUUCUGAUCUAUGAAGCACGGACACUCCUCCGAUUAGACCUGUCCCGGUGUCGGACACAUGUCG